AUGUCUGAACGUGUGAAAUGGCUUGGAGUAUUUCGCAACCUUGGCAUUGUUAACAGUAUGGGUGAACUCGAAAGAAUGUCCGAUGCAGAUUUUCAAGAAAAGUGUGCUUUUUGCUUAGAUUGUGGAAUGGCUCCUGAUGAAGACGAUGAAUUAACAAGAGCAAUCCAGGAAUCUCUUGCAGAUUAUACACCAAAGCCUGCACCAAAACCAGAAAUUACAAAGCCAGAGCUAGAAAGAAAUAGAAAAUCAACUCCCAGACAACCUCCACAAGAACCAGCCAAACCACAACCAUCAAGACCAGCUCGUCCACCACGUACGGAAUCAGGUCAAAUUCGCGAUCAGCAAAACUCCGAUUUUGCAAGAGUCCAACAACAGCAGUUAGAAAAGCAAAUGGCUGAAGAAAAAGCUCAAGCUGAAAAACAGAAACAGCAGCACCACCAAAAAGCUGAAAAGCCAAAGAAAUCAAUUCCAAGUUCAUCUUCUAAAGAACAAUUAAAGGAAAAAGCAGAAAAACUUGGCUCUGAACCAAAGGAUGGCAUCUCAAUUGGUUUUCAUAUGAUGGAUGGAUCUAAAUUAAAGCGCAAAUUUAAACCUACAGAUAAAGGAAAUGAUCUUGUUACUUUCGUUGCUGCAAAUGAUAAAAUGUUUAAAGCUGACGGAACACCAAUUAAAUUUAACCUUGUACAGAAUAUGGGAGCUUCUUUAAAUCUUAGUAAAUCCCUGAAGGAUCAAGGCAUUACUAGAAGUACUAUGUUCACAGUAGAUAUCUUAGAUGAUUAA
Trichomonas vaginalis G3 is the source of this 780-nucleotide messenger RNA. Its product is annotated as FAS-associated protein family. NCBI's taxonomy places the organism in Eukaryota, Parabasalia, Trichomonadida, Trichomonadidae. Gene Ontology annotation, cellular component: endoplasmic reticulum. Gene Ontology annotation, molecular function: ubiquitin binding. The record is from RefSeq and is a predicted model, not a curated record. The transcript has a single exon. Bases 1 to 780 code for a protein of 259 amino acids.